Molecule: messenger RNA, 796 nt
Organism: Paecilomyces variotii
Lineage: Eukaryota; Fungi; Ascomycota; Eurotiomycetes; Eurotiales; Thermoascaceae
Exons: 3
Coding region: 65-463 (132 amino acids)
Source: RefSeq, a predicted model, not a curated record
CACAAACAUAACCAAAGGCAAUCAAUUUCAGCUACGUCGUGAUACAGUUAUACUUCUAAAGAAGAUGGGUGAGACCAGCUUGACAUUAGGCGCCGCCGUCCAGGUUUCCUCUCCAAACGAGGAUGAUACUCAGUGGAAGAUCGAACAAACGGAAGUAGGCAAAAAUCUCUAUAUCCCUUACGGUGUCGCCGAGCUUGACUGGGCAUUGGGACCUACCAGAAUCUCGGGAUAUGUUGAUACAAGCACAUUAGACAUCCGCAUUGAUCCUGUCAUCAAUGGGAUUUAUGUGGGCGCCAUUACCGGCAGCUUAAAGGACGGCGUGGCUAUCCAGUUUAACCUCUUUACAACGAAAGGCAUUACCAAAAUUUACCUCAAAAAUGGAAACGAGGUCUGGCUAAACUUGCACCAAAAAGUCAAAUUCGACGGCACCUUCCAGGGUGACUACAAAAUCUUGACUAUUUAGUUAUGUUACCAGGAGUGAUUUGGGCUUUCAAUUUGAAUAUCUGAGAUCCUCUGAUAUGAUAAUAAGCGUCAAUCCUACAAAGUUGUCAUUGAAAUAGCUGAUUCCAUGAGAUGAGGUUUCCAAUAACACCCAUUGGCGUCUGUCAUUACAGUGUCAGUUAGAGUAAGAAAUGUUUUGCAAGCACUGCUUAGACCGGAUAUUAACCAGCUUUGAUUUGGGCCAUGACUAUAUGUAGACGCAUACACAGCUCAGUAAUUGCACAGAGGAAUUGAAACUAUAGAUUGCUCAGAGAAUAAGGCUAACAUUAUCACAUAUUAUCUACUUCAAGCGGCG